Soboliphyme baturini is the source of this 492-nucleotide messenger RNA. The record is from the annotation of a GenBank genome assembly. Lineage: Eukaryota; Metazoa; Nematoda; Enoplea; Dioctophymatida; Soboliphymatidae.
AUCAAAACCUUGGUUAUGCUUGAUGAUCAGGGAGAACAACUGGAAAGGGCAGAGCAAGGAUUGGAUACAAUAAAUCGAGACAUGCGCGAGGCCGAAGAACACUUAAAGGGCAUGGAGAAAUGCUGCGGUCUUUGUAUACUUCCCUGUUUUAAAACGGAAGAUUUCGAGAAGAACCCAGAAUACGCGAAUACGUGGAAAAAGGAUGAUGAAGGAGGGGUGAUCAGCGAUCAACCUCGCAUAACGGUUGGCGAUCCGAGUGCAAUUGGGCCCACCGGAGGCUACAUAACGAAAAUCACAAACGACGCCAGGGAGGAUGAGAUGGAUGAAAAUAUCCAGCAGGUUGCCAGUAUGGUGGGAAAUCUCAGAAAUAUGGCCAUCGACAUGAGUACCGAAAUCGGUAACCAAAAUCGGCAGCUUGAUCGAAUCGAUCAGAAGGUAAUGGUAAUCAGCGUCGCGAAUCAGAGAGCCACGAAAAUUAUUGCGAAAGUGUAA